AUGUCAUCGCUGAUAUUUGUGCAGCUCCUUCUCCUGGGGUUAAGGGUCAUUGACACGACCACUGACACAUGGAGACACUGUACAGAUUUGCUCCCCCUGGAUCUUCUGUCUUUUGUCCUCGAGAGGGACACCUCCAGACUCCUGCCAGGGGUGCACAUGAAGCAGGCUGGAGGGGUGAGGGGUGUACAUUUCUCGAGCCCUCAUACUUCCAUGAGCUUUCCCUCCUCCCAGCUGCUGGUGGACUGUGACGUCUUCCCAAAAGAAUUCUCCAUUGUUGUGACACUAAAAGUCACUCACAUUGCACCCAAGAAAAAUGAAUACAUCUUUUCCUUGAUGGGGCCAAAAAACGAAGAGAAAAGCGCUGUGGAGGAGCAGGAAGAAGAGGACGAUAAAGGGAACAUUUUGGAAAGCAGAAAAGAGAGGGGAGUCAGCAGAGAGAGUGAGAAGAAGCAAGUCAAGAACAAUGAGGGAGGUGGACGGAUCAUCCUGGGACUAAGGUUCUCGAAAAACCGUGUACACUUCCUUUUCAAAGGUCACGGAGGGGUCGUAGAGCACUGGGUGUUUCGAGGCACUCUGGCUGAUAACCAGUGGCACACUCUUGUCCUCAACGUUGGUAGUCAACAUGUCAGGCUCACAGUGGACUGCAGAUCACCACAGGAAAUCGUUCCCUCCAGGCCUUUCCCCUCAGACCUCAACAUUCAGGGAUCCAGAUUCCACAUUGGAAGUCGGGGGAGAUGGAAAGGCUUGUUUUCAGGUCUGUUGCGACAGUUGGUUCUGGUGCCAGGUUCAGAUGCCACCCAUCAGAUCUGCCCCUCUUCCUACCCACAACUAGCAGCUCUCUCAGUACCACCAUUUCUCUUAGAUCUGCCUGUCAUAGAGAGGGAAACUUCUUAUGAAACAGAGGAGCGAGUGUCAGUGGGUUUGGAGCGGUCGUGCUCAGAGCUGCUACGAGGUCAGCUGUGGUUCAAUCCGCUCAAGAAAGGCCUCUACCUCUGUGACGGUACAGUGUGGACCACAGUGCUUGAGGAUCAUAAACGGCUGGACUAUGUGCUGGAACAUCAGGUCCUCACCACCAGCUCAGAGACACAUGAUGUUGAGGUGUUCCAGGUACCUGGCAUGGGUGUGAUGGCUGCUAUGGCUCACCGGUCCACAACCUCUGGCUCUGCUGUGUAUCAUUGGACCAACACAGGUUUCCAACUCUACCAGAAUAUCAGCACCCAAGGAGCUCUGGCAUGGAGACACUUCAACAUUGGAAAUAAUAUCUUUCUGGUGGUGUCAAACUCUCCCACAAACAAUCGUUUUAUGGCGGAGGCAGACCUCUCUGUGAUUUACAAGUGGAGCAAAAGAAGAAAACAGUUUGUGCAGUUCCAGACCCUGAAGACCCACUGUGCACGGGACUGGGAGGCCUUUAACAUCAAUCGACAAACCUAUCUCGCUGUGGCCAAUCAUAGAAUAGGCAAUAAUAAUCACACUAUAGAUAGUGUGAUAUACAAGUGGAACAGGUUAACCAAGUCAUUUGAGGUUCACCAGAUGUUGCCGACCUCAGGGGCCUACGACUGGGAGUUCUUCACUGUUGGACCAUAUCAUUUCCUGGUGGUGGCAAACGCUUUUGACGGAGUGACCACAUCUGUAGACUCUGUCAUCUACAUUUGGCUCAAUGGAAGCUUCCAGGUGUUCCAGACAAUUAAGACAUUCUGUGCCACAGACUGGGAAAUGUUCCAGAUCGGCAGCAGAGUCUUCCUGGUCGUUGCCAAUGGACACAGACUUUAUGGUAAUGGGCCGAGUCGAUAUGCCAUCAACUCCACUAUCUACGAACUGGACAUGAAUGGACAACUGUUUGUCCGCUUCCAGGAUAUUGUCACCUACAGUGCAGUGGACUGGGAGUUCUUCAGCCUCGGGGAGGAAUAUUUUCUGGUUGUCGCCAACUCCUUUAAUGGAGAGUCGUACUCUCUCAACAGCAUUCUCUACAGGUGGCAAGGAUAUGAAGGCUUUGUUCCUGUUCAUUGGCUCCCAACUAUCGGAUGCAGUGACUGGGAGUUUUUCAGCUCUAAAGGAGAAUCUUAUCUGAUCUACUCCAGUGCCAAAGCACCUCUCUCCAAAGUGUUCAAGCUGAAAAUUUACUAG
Molecule: messenger RNA, 2124 nt
Organism: Thunnus maccoyii (southern bluefin tuna)
Lineage: Eukaryota; Metazoa; Chordata; Actinopteri; Scombriformes; Scombridae
Product: thrombospondin-type laminin G domain and EAR repeat-containing protein-like
Exons: 13
Coding region: 1-2124 (707 amino acids)
Biological process (GO): signal transduction
Source: RefSeq, a predicted model, not a curated record